Molecule: messenger RNA, 420 nt
Organism: Colletotrichum lupini
Lineage: Eukaryota; Fungi; Ascomycota; Sordariomycetes; Glomerellales; Glomerellaceae
Exons: 4
Coding region: 1-420 (139 amino acids)
Source: RefSeq, a predicted model, not a curated record
AUGCAGGGCAAGCUGGACGCUGCAGCUCCUUGCAAGGAACCCAAUAAAGCGCUUGACCAGGACUGGACCUCACCAAAGCCGUGCAGUGCACCACGCAAUGCGAAAUACGGACUAUGGAGGACAGAAACAGAAAACCUCGAAUCUGGUCGACUUCAAACCCUGGCAUCUGAGCCCCCUCCCCCACUCCGUCUCGCGUUUGGCUCGGUAUUCCUGGUAAAUCCGCCCCCGGCAGAUCUCAGCUGCGACAAAGUCGACGUGGAGGGGGGGAUGCACAAGCGAAGGGAAACCCCCAUUUCCAAAAUCGAGGAAGCGGAUGCCGCUAGCUGCCUUUCCAGAAUCCCACCCUUCACGAAUUGGAAGCCAAACGUGUAUCGAUUGUCGAUUGUCGAAUCUCCGGCUUCCCCAAGGACCUCGUCUUAA